Hibiscus syriacus is the source of this 1101-nucleotide messenger RNA. Its product is annotated as expansin-A8-like. The transcript has 2 exons. The record is from RefSeq and is a predicted model, not a curated record. The coding region runs from base 137 to 628 and encodes 163 amino acids. Lineage: Eukaryota; Viridiplantae; Streptophyta; Magnoliopsida; Malvales; Malvaceae. Gene Ontology annotation, cellular component: extracellular region. Gene Ontology annotation, biological process: plant-type cell wall organization.
AGCAAUAAGUUCAGCCGGUUGUUUGAGCUAUAGCUAGCUCUUACUCAAAUGGCCACCAAAACGAUAACAUUGCAACUAUUUCCCCUUUUCUUCUUCUGCUUGUUUCUUGUCUGCAACUGCAGAUUCGAUAGCAUUAAUGGAGCCGAAAAUGGCGGCUUGCAAACUUCACAUGCCACAUUCUACGGUGGUGCUGAUGCUACCGGCACGAUGGGUGAGUUUCAAACUUUCCCUCUACAUAAAAAAGGGAACUUCUGUGUUAUACAUGUUUGUUUUAGGGGGAGCUUGUGGUUAUGGGAACUUGUAUAAUCAAGGGUAUGGAACGAGCACAGUAGCUUUGAGCACUUCACUUUUCAACAAUGGCCUGAGCUGCGGUUCCUGUUACGAGCUCCGGUGCAAUGAUGAUCCUAAAUGGUGUUUUACUCGAACCAUAACCGUGACCGCCACCAACUUUUGUCCCCCUAACUAUGCUUUAUCAAGUGACAAUGGUGGCUGGUGCAAUCCCCCUCGAGAACAAUUUGAUUUGGCCAAACUGGCUUUCUUGCAGAUUGCCGAAUAUCGAGCCGGAAUCGUACCCGUUCUCUACAGAAGGAUCUCGUGUGAAGAAAGGAGGCACACGAUACACCAUUAGUGGGCAUUCAUACUUCAACCUAGUUCUGAUAACAAACGUCAGAGGUGCUGGGGAUAUAAAAUCGGUCUCGAUCAAGGGUUCGAAGACGGAGUGGCUACCGAAGUCGAGAAACUGGGGCCAAAAUUGGCAGAGCAAUGCCUACCUGAAUGGCCAAAGCCUUUCAAAGUCACAGCCAGCGAUAGCAGGACCAUCACAAACUACAAUGUGGUGCCUGGUGGUUGGCAAUUCGGACAAACAUUUGAAGGAGGCCAAUUUUAAGACAAAUUCAAUUGAAAAAUUAUUGUAUAAGGUCACAUAAGAGUUUUACGCAGAGGUAGCAAGGUGGAUCCCGCUGGCUUUAUGUGUGAAAUAGGCGAGCAAGUGCCAUAGCCUAUAUAUAUAUACAUUUCAAUGUAUGCAUAGUGCCCUCCAACUACUAAGUUUGGACUUUGGAGGGAAUAUCCAUAAGAUAAUGUCUGAAAUUUGUUUGUUGA